AUGGCCCGAAACCCCGAAACCGGCUGCCAUGACGUGGAUCAUGAACCGGCCUUCCACAAGCCAGGCUACUACAUGACUACCAUCAUCUCCCCACACUCGCAGUUGAAACCGGUAAUAAGUUGCCUCCGGCAAGGAAACUACAUAGAGGCAAAAACACGGCUGGAGCGGAUACGGAAAGUAGACAAGUUCGCGGAAUUGGAAGAGAGUCUUCGGGCCGCCCCAGGUUCCACCCAGCAGGACGAGCAGGAAGUUAGGAAUCUUUUUGAGACCAGUCGACUUCUGGGGUUGUUGGUUGGAUAUCAUGGAGAUCACAAGCAGGCUGUGCAAAUCUUGGAGACGGCCAUUGAGCUCUGCGAAUCGUUCACAGCUGCCCGCCAACACAGCCUUUCAUCAGCAACUAUGGCGACGAUUGCAACUCGGCCAGGCCAUCAGACUCAGACAGAGCCCGGGAACUCCCAUACACAACAAACUCCCUUCGUUGUCAUUCGACACAUGAUAUGCCUAGCCCUGGCCAAGGUGUUUCUGUGGAACGGGGAAUAUGACAAGGCUUACAAUAUCGCCAUGCCGACGUGGCAGUACUUUGAGAAACGCUUCGACAUCCACCAACUGACAUUUGAGGCUGCUUUUAUUACCGCGUCAAUUCUGUCUCACAAAUUCGACAAAAGGGCGCUGCGGAUGUGUUCAAAGACAGUCAAUCUUACACGGAUACACUUGGGGGUGCAUCACCCCCUAUCUAUAGAGGUGGUUGGGACGCUUGUUGACAUAUUUCUGUGGCAAUGCCGAUAUCGCGAGGCAUAUCAAUACACUCUCCUUGUUGCGAACGAGGUGAGAGAAAGCGCGCUCGAACCUUCACACCCGGUCGCCCUGCAACAACGGGCUCAGCUUGGUGAAGCAAAGCUCGGCCGGGGCGACUUUCUCGACGGAAAAGUAGCAUUGCAGGCAGCAUACGACGCCGCGACGGUCUCUCCGAGUGAGCGACACGAUGGUCAAUCUCCCCGUCUUUGCCGGUAUCUGGCAAAACUGGCUCGGGCAAACUACCUGCUAUGGAACUUGGAAGAGUCUGCAAAGCAGGUAAGCGAGACCCUACGAUCACAAGCCAAGAUUUUCGAAGACGGAUCAAUCAAAGCAAGCCAUGACGUUGGCCCUAUGCUCAGGGCCAUAUUCUCCACGAAUGGAGGCGGCUUCGCAACUCCCAUUGCGCCGCACCCGGAUAUCCUCGAAUCACUAGACCUGUACGCAGAUAUUCUUAGCAGGUCUGACGAUAUAAGCGAUGGGGAAAAUCACCAUCUCGUCCUCGAAAUCCUCAAAUUUGUGUACAGAAUCAGGGAAGAUCGCCUUGGUAGUUCCAACAUCUUGACGCUGGGCUGCGGCGUGAACCUUGCCAUUGAACUGUCAAAAUACAACGGCGGCAGUUUGGGAUCGAAAUCUGACACCUCAUUCCUAUAUGGCGUUAUUUCUCUUGGGGAAAUGUCUCGUCGUUCCGGCUCCGCUGAACAUUGCGAUACGGCUCAAAUUGCACCUUCCAGCGCCAGUUACUAUGAUGUUAUGCGCAACUGGGCAAAAUCCGUCCGUGUUAGACUUCGAAGCCCAGGAGCCUCAAGAGGCCCAAGACAGGAGGAGUCACAGGGCACACGUUUGGAACCAACACUUCAAGUCAUGUUUCAAAAGUGUGCUCAGCUGGACAUCAAUCACGUAUACACCUGGAAAGCUAGGAUAUGGAUCGUGCUUAUGGAAAGCCUGGCCAAGGACCCCAACUUCCGAGACGAAUGGAACCUGUCUGAUUACUGGCCAACGUUGAAGAAGGUUUACAACCCGAGCCACCCCCUAGCCCUAGAGUCCUGGACAAAGCUCUGUGUAAUUGACAUGAACCUCGGGUGUCAUCUUUUCACGUACCUCGACGUCGACGAGCUACUUGCCCAACUGAGAGCAGACAACAUCCGGGAGCAAAAGCUGAUGUUGUCACUGCAUCUCGAAAACACAAUAGGGACAUUUUACUGCAGCCUCAAAGAGUACGAAAGAGGUCUGCCGGUACUAAGGCAGCUCCAGCAGUACCUGGAGACGCUCCUACGCUCCAAAGAGACACACGUGGUAGAGGUGAGGACAGCACUCGAAUCUUUCAAGGACGGAGUCGACCGCUCCUACAAGCAAGCCGUGCUCUUGGCAGAGAAGGUUUUGGCGAAAGAGUCAAUUGCACGCGACACGUAUAUCCACAACGAGCAAAUAGACGACGCCGAGCGUGUUGCUGGUAACGUUAUAGGGAUAUCCAAAGGCCUGUACGGCAAGGAGCAUGUCGAAACUUUCAAGGCUCGUUUUUCUCUGGCGGAAAUUCUGUACUCUCAUACGAAUGACUUUGGGAAACGCUGGGAAGGAUACUUCGUCGCCGAGGGAGUAUUAGAUGACGUGUCCGGUGUGAUGAAGCGGCCGGUUGCGUCAGAACUGGAGCUGAGGAAUGGUGGCCGACUGGACAAAGACCAGGUUUGCGAGUCGGCACCCGAGUUGGAGACAAAGACAAAGGGGGAGCCUCAGAUUAAGAAUGAAGACACGGAGAAACUACAACAUUUCUUCAACGAUUUAAAGGUUGAGUUUAAUAAGUGGUCGGUUGAUAUAUGGAAGCCAUUGCCGACGACGGCCACAGAGGGGACCGAGAGUGAGACUGAAAUAAAGCAACCUCAAGAUGAGCCAGAGGGAGUAGCUAGUUAG
Molecule: messenger RNA, 2700 nt
Organism: Pochonia chlamydosporia 170
Lineage: Eukaryota; Fungi; Ascomycota; Sordariomycetes; Hypocreales; Clavicipitaceae
Exons: 1
Coding region: 1-2700 (899 amino acids)
Molecular function (GO): protein binding
Source: RefSeq, a predicted model, not a curated record